Monodelphis domestica (gray short-tailed opossum) is the source of this 4103-nucleotide messenger RNA. The record is from RefSeq and is a predicted model, not a curated record. NCBI's taxonomy places the organism in Eukaryota, Metazoa, Chordata, Mammalia, Didelphimorphia, Didelphidae.
GGCAUGGGAAAGCUUGUUCUUCCUUGUGCUCUCUCUCACUCUCUUCCCUGCCCCCCCCCCCUUCCAUUUCGUCAGGCUUUGGACUAUUCACUAUUUGGUUAUUCGAGCUUUGAUCAUUUGUAAUCCUGAACACAAAUCAGGUCUGACUUGUAUAAGGACAUGUAAGUGCUGUGCUUGGCAAUAAGGCGGGCCAUCUGUAGAGCUUGACAUUUACACAUUUGGCAGGAUGUCAAUAUCCCUUGGAGCACUUUAAACCAUUCCACUUCGGAGAGGGUGUAGCACUUCUCGGCAGUCCCUCCAAGAGCACUAGGCAGCAAAGCGCUGCAUUUCUUCUUCCCUACCUUCAAAUCCACACAACUGCUAAUAAUACGGUCAUGACUUUGUGCCACAGGAGAGACAGCCUGAAUCGGGUGCUUAAAGAAGGCUAUUGACCACUUCAAGAUGGAAAGGAUUCAUAAGGCUGAGGUAUUCUAAUGAAGGCCAUCUCACUCCAGCCAAGGUUGAAGAAAAGCUUUUCCACUAGAGCACGGAGUCUGCAAGAUUCUACCAAGGUGGACAAGCCUUUUGAUGGAAAGCACCCCUGGAUCCAUCCAGAGUAGGUAACCUAACUUCAAAGAUCCUUGAGGUUUGUUCUAACUACUUUCACUGAAUUUCUUUUCUAUUAAUGCAAUUACAUGCCAUUAAGCUUAAUUGAGUCUUCUCUGCUUUUAGGACUUCAAUAACAACAACAACAAAAAUGAUGAACAACCUAACUGUUGGUAACAAUACCGAAUGUUAUGUGAAUUCCAUAGUCACACAGUACAUCAUUCCCCUACUCUACUGUGUUGUCUUCGUGGGUGGGAUUCUGCUCAAUGGAAUAUCCGCGUGGACCUUUUUUUACGUUUCCAACGAGAAGAGUUUCAUCAUCUAUCUCAAGAACAUCGUAGUGGCUGACCUUCUCAUGAGUCUGACUUUCCCAUUCAAAAUUCUAAGCGAUUCCAAAUUAGGACCCUGGCAGCUGAGCAUCUUUGUAUGCAAGGGGUCCGCGGUGAUCUUCUAUAUCAACAUGUACGUGGGAAUCACGUUCUUUGGACUGAUCGGAUUUGACAGGUAUUAUAAGAUCGUGAAGCCCCUUUAUGCAUCUUUUGUUCACACGGUCGGCUACAGCAAGAUCAUUUCUGUCCUCAUCUGGACUCUGAUGUUAUUUCUGGCCGUCCCCAACAUCAUUCUGACCGACAAAGAUGCUAAGGAGAAAGACAAGUGCAUCGACCUCAAAAACGAAAUGGGGCUCAAGUGGCACACAGCCUCCAACUACAUCUGCGUGGGCAUCUUCUGGGUUGUGUUCUUUCUCCUGAUCAUCUGCUACACGGCCAUCACGAGGAAGAUCUACAGCUCUUACCUGAAGUCCAGAAGGAAUUCCAUCUCUGUCAAGAAAAAGUCCAGCCGCAACAUAUUCAGCGUCAUGUUUGUGUUCUGCGUGUGUUUCGUCCCCUACCACAUCGCCCGGAUCCCCUACACCAAAAGCCAGCUCGAAGACUACAACUGCCAAUCCAAAGAAAUCUUGCUCUACGCCAAAGAAUUCUCUCUGUUCCUCUCGGCGGCCAACGUGUGCCUGGACCCUAUUAUUUAUUUCUUCCUCUGCCAGCCGUUUAGAGAAACGCUGUGGAGUAAGUUCCAGUUUGGGGCAAAAGGUCCAAAUAGCCCAGAAUCUUCCAAAACCAAGAGGAGCAACGAAAUGAUGGACAAUGCCAUUCUGGACAGCACAGACACGCUCUGAUGCCCCAGCUGGGGCUUUUCAGGUCGCCCACCUAGCCAACGACGCUGCGGAGAUGAGUCAAGGAGAGCUGAGCUAUGCCACAAAACGGUCUCUAAUCAUAUUCCUAAUAAUCAGGGGAAUUCCAUAUAGCGAAUUUUCUGCAUUACAGUAGCCUCAAAGAAAAAGCUUGGUCAAGAGUCCACUCGCAGUCCUGAGAUGCAUGUCAGAGACUUAAGAGUAUUUCAGCAACCUCGAGGGAUUAGUCAGCCAGCCAGCAAAUGUUUAUUGAAUGCCAACAACUGGGCGAAGCUUGCCUUCAAAGAGAUUGUAUUCAACUCACAGGAAAGGAGCACGCAGAUGAGGAAUUAUAAAAGACACACAUUUGUUAUGGUCAGUUAAUGUAUUUUAAAAAAAACGUGGGUCUGAGCACACAGUGUCUGUCUUCACAUCUAGAUGGAGUAACCUCGGACCCUCAGAGACCGCUGGACGGAUCUCAGGCAUGGAGGGGGAAGGCUGAAGGCUUGUAAUGGCUUUUAUUCAAGAAUCUACUCAAAUCGAGAGAUCCUGGAGAACAGAGCCAUUCAAAAGCAACUUAAGGAAUAUUUGGAAAAAAAAAGCAUCCAAGUCCAAAUGUCAGUGAAAAGAGAAUGAAGGCAGGAGAAAGAGUGACUCUGGGGUACUCUGGGAACUUUACGUGGAGGACUUGAAGAGGGAGAGGAAGCUAGCUGACCCAAAUUCAUGAGGAAUUCCUUGUCGGAUAUGCCAAGAUUGGUCUCCAUUUGGGGGCAGAGCCAGACUCUCUUUCACAACAAGAGGCUCCUAGCAGCAAGUGGAGAGGUUUCACAGGUGAGGGCUUUAUUUCCCUGGCUUCUCUUGGAGUAAUAAUCUAACAAGCACAUUUAGACCCAUAACUGCCUGAAUUUGGCUCGUAAUAGCAGACCUAUAAGGCAGAGUUGAGCUAGACUGAAGCUAUGCCAUGUAUUAUAAAAGAAUGUAAGCUCUUUGAGGUUAGAUUGGGUUCAAUUACCUAGCACAAUGCCACGUCCACAGGAGAUGUUUAAUAGAUACUUGCUGUUUGCUUACUUAAUUGUAAACGUUUGCUAAGUACCAUGCCUAGGAGCAGUUAGGUGGUACAGUGGUAGAUGGAAGCACUAGGUCAGGGUUCAGGAAGACUCAUCUUUAUGAGUUCAAAUCCAGCCACAAACAGUUACUAGAUGCAUGAGCCCUAGGCAAGUCAUUUAACCUUGCCUGCCUCAUCUUCCUCAUCUGUAAAAUAAACUGGACAAGGAAAUAGCAAACCAUUCUGGUAUCACUGCCCAAAAAUUCCCAAAUUGGAUCAUGAAGAGUUAGACACAACUGAAUGAAACCUGGUAGGUAAAUACUAUUAAAUUAAAAAAAAAAACUCUUAACUUCUAUCAGGAUCAAUAUUAAGUAUCAGUUCCAAAGCAGAAGAGCAAUAAGGUCCUUGGCAAUUGGGGUUAAUUGACUUGCCCAGGGUCACAUAACUAGGAAGUAUUCUGAGGCCACCUUUGAACCCAGGAACUUACCAUCUCCAUCCACUGAGCCACCCAACUGCGCUAAUGUUGAUCACUGAAUAACAAAUAUUUACUCAAUGUCUACCUAGUACAAGGCACUUGUCUACUUAAAAAAAAAAAAAUUCUCUAACCAUUGAAGGCAGGCUCCAUAUUCUUGUCACUCUUAGAUGUGUCAACUGUGGAAUAAGAGAUCAAGGCAGCAGCAUUUGGAAGGCUGGGAAACAUCUUCCAAUUGUGGGAUGACCCAGAUCUUCUGAUUUCUAUUCAGAGGCAGAAACAGCUCAAAGUAUCGGUAUGGAGGAGCCUAAGACUGGAUAAGAUUCAGUAGAAUAGCUUCGCAAGAGUCCAACUUUUCAGGUCCUAAUUUACUACUCCCUGGACAUACAAGAAGGCACUUGAAUGAGAGGAGAGAGGCCAAACUUAGUAGUAGCAGUCUAAAAAAACCCAAAUAAAAUAAUGAUUGAAGUGCAUUUUGAAUACCUCAAAAGUGUGGAGAAGGGCCAGUUAGGGUGACCAUGAGCAGUUGUAUGGUCAGAGCCCACAGAGAAGGAAGCCUCCAUAUUCUCUACUAAUCCUGAAAGGCUCAAGCCCUCUUAGUGGGGAAAGAGCAGGAAAAGCUUCACAUGAGCUCAGCUUUGAAGGAAGCUGGAGAUUCUAAGAGGUGUGAAGGUACACAGACAUGGUGAAAAACUUGUGGGAAGGAAGGAAGGAAGGAAGGAAGGAAGGAAGGAAGGAAGGAAGGAAGGAAGGAAGGAAGGAAGGAAGGAAGGAAGGAAGGAAGGAAGGAAGGAGGGAGGGAGGGAGGGAGGGAGGGAGGGAUGGAGGGAGGAAGG